Molecule: messenger RNA, 3917 nt
Organism: Lontra canadensis (Northern American river otter)
Lineage: Eukaryota; Metazoa; Chordata; Mammalia; Carnivora; Mustelidae
Gene: INTS3
Product: integrator complex subunit 3
Exons: 30
Coding region: 1-3117 (1038 amino acids)
Cellular component (GO): cytoplasm
Source: RefSeq, a predicted model, not a curated record
AUGGAGUUGCAGAAGGGGAAGGGGGCGGCAGCGGCCGCUGCGGCGGGAGCGGCGGGAGGAGGAGCGGGAGCAGGAGCCCCAGGAGCGGGGAGGCUGCUCCUCUCAACCAGUUUGGAUGCCAAGGAUGAGUUAGAGGAGAGGUUAGAAAGGUGCAUGAGCAUUGUGACAUCGAUGACUGCUGGCGUCUCAGAGAGGGACGCCAAUGACGCCCUCAAUGCUCACGUAUGCAAAGGCCCCCCCCAGCAUGAGGAAAUCUGCCUGGGCCUCUUCACCCUUGUCCUCACUGAACCUGCCCAAGCUCAGAAGUGCUACCGGGACUUGGCUCUGGUGAGUCGUGAUGGCAUGAAUAUUGUCCUGAAUAAGAUCAACCAGAUACUCAUGGAGAAGUACCUGAAAUUGCAGGACACCUGCCGUACUCAGUUGGUGUGGUUGGUACGGGAACUAGUGAAGAGCGGCGUCCUGGGGGCCGAUGGCGUCUGCAUGACGUUCAUGAAGCAGAUUGCCGGUGGCGAUGUUACUGCAAAAAAUAUCUGGUUGGCAGAGAGUGUCCUGGAUAUCUUGACGGAGCAGAGGGAGUGGGUGCUGAAGAGCGGCAUCCUCAUCGCCAUGGCUGUUUACACGUACCUUCGCCUCAUCGUGGACCACCACGGGACCGCCCAGCUCCAGGCCCUGCGCCAGAAGGAGGUGGACUUCUGCCUGUCACUGCUGCGGGAACGGUUCAUGGAAUGUUUGAUGAUUGGCCGGGACCUCGUGAGACUACUUCAGAAUGUUGCUAGGAUACCAGAGUUCGAGCUGCUUUGGAAAGAUAUUAUCCACAACCCGCAGGCCUUAAGUCCCCAGUUCACAGGUAUCCUGCAACUUCUUCAGUCAAGAACAUCCAGAAAAUUCCUAGCAUGUCGACUAACCCCAGACAUGGAAACUAAGCUCCUCUUCAUGACCUCCCGGGUGCGGUUCGGUCAACAGAAGCGUUACCAGGAUUGGUUCCAGCGCCAGUACCUGUCGACCCCAGACAGUCAGUCUCUGCGAUGUGACCUCAUUCGCUACAUCUGUGGGGUCGUCCACCCGUCCAACGAAGUGCUGAGUUCGGAUAUCUUGCCCCGAUGGGCCAUCAUUGGCUGGCUGCUGACAACGUGCACGUCAAAUGUCGCUGCCUCCAAUGCCAAGCUGGCUUUGUUCUACGACUGGCUGUUCUUCAGCCCAGACAAGGACAGCAUUAUGAACAUAGAACCGGCCAUCCUGGUCAUGCACCACUCCAUGAAGCCACACCCAGCCAUCACUGCCACACUCCUGGACUUCAUGUGCCGCAUCAUUCCCAACUUCUACCCACCAUUGGAGGGCCAUGUGCGACAGGGUGUGUUCUCCUCCCUCAACCACAUUGUGGAGAAACGGGUCUUGGCGCAUUUGGCUCCCCUGUUUGACAACCCUAAAUUGGAUAAGGAGCUUCGGGCAAUGCUGAGGGAGAAGUUUCCUGAGUUCUGUAGUUCGCCCAGCCCGCCGGUAGAAGUCAAACUUGAGGAGCCGGUUUCCGUGGAGAUGGACAACCAUAUGUCCGACAAGGAUGAGGGUUGCUAUGACAACGCAGAGGCAGCCUUCAGUGACGAUGAGGAGGACCUCAGCAGCAGAGGGAAGAAGAGAGAGUUCCGCUUCCACCCUAUCAAGGAGACCGUGGUGGAGGAGCCAGUGGACAUCACCCCUUAUCUUGACCAACUGGACGAGUCCCUGCGGGACAAAGUGCUCCAGCUACAGAAGGGGAGUGACACCGAGGCCCAGUGUGAGGUCAUGCAGGAAAUCGUGGACCAGGUCCUGGAGGAAGACUUCGACUCGGAGCAGCUGUCUGUGCUUGCUUCCUGCCUGCAGGAGCUCUUCAAGGCCCACUUUCGAGGGGAGGUGUUGCCUGAGGAGAUCACUGAAGAGUCCCUGGAGGAGUCUGUGGGAAAGCCUCUCUACUUGAUAUUUAGGAACCUGUGUCAGAUGCAGGAAGACAACAGCAGCUUCUCUCUGCUCUUGGAUCUUCUCUCUGAGCUCUACCAGAAACAGCCCAAGAUUGGCUACCACCUGCUGUACUACCUGCGGGCCAGCAAAGCUGCUGCUGGGAAGAUGAACCUGUACGAGUCGUUUGCCCAGGCCACGCAGCUGGGUGAUCUGCACACCUGCUUGAUGAUGGACAUGAAGGCCUGCCAGGAAGACGACGUGCGGCUGCUGUGUCACCUCACGCCCUCCAUCUAUACGGAGUUUCCAGAUGAGACCUUGCGGAGUGGCGAGCUGCUGAACAUGAUCGUGGCCGUUAUUGACUCUGCACAGCUCCAGGAGCUGGUCUGCCACGUGAUGAUGGGGAACCUAGUUAUGUUUCGAAAGGAUUCUGUCCUCAACAUACUCAUCCAGAGCCUGGACUGGGAGACCUUUGAGCAGUACUGUGCCUGGCAGCUCUUCCUGGCCCACAACAUCCCCCUGGAGACCAUAAUCCCCAUCCUGCAGCACCUCAAAUACAAAGAGCACCCAGAGGCCCUGUCUUGCCUGCUGCUUCAGCUCCGAAGAGAGAAGCCCAGUGAGGAGAUGGUGAAGAUGGUGCUGAGCAGGCCGUGUCACCCGGACGACCAGUUCACCACCAGCAUCCUGCGGCACUGGUGCAUGAAGCACGACGAGCUGCUGGCCGAGCACAUCAAGUCCCUUCUCAUCAAGAACAACAGCCUUCCUCGCAAGAGGCAGAGCCUGAGGAGCUCCAGCAGCAAGCUCGCGCAGCUGACCCUGGAGCAGAUCCUGGAACACUUGGACAACCUGCGCCUCAACCUGACCAACACCAAGCAGAACUUUUUUAGCCAAACCCCGAUUCUCCAGGCGCUGCAGCACGUGCAGGCAAGCUGCGAUGAGGCCCACAAGAUGAAGUUCAGCGACCUCUUCUCCCUGGCCGAGGAGUACGAGGACUCGUCCACCAAGCCGCCCAAGAGCCGGAGAAAAGCAGCUCUGUCCAGCCCCCGCAGCCGAAAGAACGCGACGCAGCCCCCCAAUGCCGAGGAAGAGUCGGGCUCCAGCAGUGCCUCGGAGGAAGAAGACACAAAACCGAAGCCUACCAAGCGGAAACGGAAAGGGUCCUCUGCAGUGGGGUCUGACAGUGACUGAGGCCCCGGUGUUCCUCCAUCCCACCCCCCGCCGGACUGCCCUCCCCUCCUUGGUGCAUCAGAGAUUAGUAAGGGCCGGGGAGAUACGGGGGGAUGCCCUCUCCCUCCGCCUGAGGCUCACCUGGUACCCAAGGCUCUCCUGGCAGGAAGGACGAGCUGCCUCCUCCAGCUCAGCCUGCGAAGCUGCCAUGCGGCCCCAGCCCCUGCUCCCUCCCGUCCGGGGGCCUCUAGCCCCCUCACACUGCUGCUCCCACCAACUCAGGUCCCACGGAAGCCAGAGGCUGUGUGAAAUCUGGGCUGGUGCAGGUCCUCAGCCCCUGCCCCUCCCCAGUCCCCCAAAGAGAAGAGAAAUGGCAGACGGGGCUUGCUGGUCAGAGAGGCCAGGAUGGGAGUGAAGACAGUGUAUGGACAGCCCUUCCCGGCUCCCCCAUCUGGCCUUGAUUCGCUCCUAACAGGCAUUUUAUAGUUGCUCUCCGUCCUCCAUGUGCAAUGGGCAUGUCACCAGUGAUGUCCCCCUGCCUGCCUGUUCCUCCACAUGGGGCAUAUGCCGGAAGGGUUCAGGCAGGGACCGAGGGGAGAGGGAGGCCAGAGCCCCUGGGGCUCCCAGAGACAGCUUCCAUGGAACUGUCAAAUGGUCCCAUUUCCUUAGUUCCUUUUUGUUUGGUUUUGGUUUUUGGCAGAGAUAAUCGCUUUUUAAAAGUUUUUAAAUGACAAUAAAACAAGCCAGAACCUCUUUUGUGCUGGAGUUGCUGGCCCAGGAGCUCCUAGUGGGGGGCACCUGACAGCGCUACUGCUCCCCGG